UGUAGACUUAUUUGAACGGAUAAUUCGACCGCAGUCCCAUCUUGGAAGGAAGCCAGGAGGAGUCUUGAUUUCCUCCGGUCCGGUGGGUCCUUCUCUCUCAAUUCACAAACACAACCAAUAACUUUGCCGCAAGUUUGAAGCCCGAAUUUUUGCUGCAAUCCGCACCGCUUGGUCUCUCUCUCUCUCUCUCUCUCUCUCUCUCUCCGCCGAUGGCCACCACAGCCGCCCCUGCAACUAUCUACCCAAUAACUUUCAGGAGAGAUCCUGCGCGUCAUAUCCCCAAACAAUCCCCACAAUCUCUCCUCCAUAAUAGUAUAUCGUCUGCUUCUUCCACCACUACUAUUACUACGGCGUUUCCUCUUCUGCGUCUCCGACGCCGUGGGACCCACAAUGCCGACAGAAUCUUGGCUUCCGUAUCCUCGUCAUCUACUAAGCCAAAGGAAUCUGAGCAGAUGCGCCCCAGCCCCGUUGAUCUAGUGGACUCCAUUCUUUCCAAGGUUACACAAACAGAUCGAGGAGUUUUGCUCACAAGCAAUGAACACCAAAAGGUGGCUGAAGUGGCUCAAGAACUGCGCAAAUUUUGUGUUGAUAAGCCUGUAAAGUGCCCCCUUAUAUUCGGAGAGUGGGACGUGGUGUAUUGCUCUGUGCCAACAUCACCUGGAGGUGGUUACAGAAGUGCAUUGGGCCGCCUUAUUUUCAAAACAAAUGAAAUGAUUCAGGUUAUUCAAGCUCCUGACACUGUGCGGAACAAAGUGUCCUUUUGUGCUUUCGGAUUCUUCAAAGGACAGGUUGUUUUGGAAGGAAAACUGAAGGCUCUGGAUGACAAAUGGAUUCAAGUGAUAUUUGAGCCACCUGUUCUUACGAUUGGAGCCUUCGAUUACAAGUACGGUGGUCAGAGUGAGGUUAAACUGGAAAUUACAUACGUUGAUGAGAAGAUUAGAUUGGGGAAGGGUUCAAGAGGUUCCGUGUUUGUUUUCCAAAGACGCUGAUAGGCAAUGUGAAUCUUUUUCAACCUUAAUUUGGCAAAUUUUUACGUCUUUCUUUA
Molecule: messenger RNA, 1045 nt
Organism: Rhododendron vialii
Lineage: Eukaryota; Viridiplantae; Streptophyta; Magnoliopsida; Ericales; Ericaceae
Product: probable plastid-lipid-associated protein 8, chloroplastic
Exons: 4
Coding region: 210-989 (259 amino acids)
Source: RefSeq, a predicted model, not a curated record